UGUGCAAGCAGGGCAAUGGCUCCAGGCUCUCAGAGAUUCUCUCUCACCUUUCUCCAGGGCGUGGGAUCUUUCUUCAUACUUCAGAUCAUCUCUGUUAAGGCUGAUGGGAAAGUGUUUGCACUUGAGUCCAAGAACAACUCUCAGGGUCUGGAUUUAGCCGAAGCUGAGAAAGCUUGUGUUGACCUGAGUGCUCGCUUAGCAACUGCAGAAGAACUGAAAAGGGCUGUUCUGGACUGUUCUUUUGCUGGCUGCACCACAGGAUGGCUGGCCAGCGGCUCUGCUGGGACAAUUAUAUGCAGAAAGACGGGCAGCAAACAGCAGAGCGUGAAAGCCAUUGAUGUUAAAAUUGAAACCGAUCCCUUUGUGAAUGACCAAUAUGAUGCUUUUUGUGUAAAGGAUGAAGACAAGCCCUGUGGGGACCCGCCGUCCUUCCCCCACACCAUCCUGCAUGGCCACACUGGCUUUGAGAUGGGGGACGAGCUGCUGUACGUCUGUGCCCAGGGGUACGUGAUGGGCAACAAGGAGACGGCUUUCACGCUGCUCUGCGACAGCUGCGGGGAGUGGUACGGGCACGUCCAGGCCUGUGUCAAAGAUGAAACUGAGGCACACAUUGACUAUGAAGAUAACUUUCCCGAUGACAGAUCAAUACCUAUUGCUGAGAAUGACCAUGGCAAUGGCAAAGAGGAAAUUGAGCAGGAGCAAAUGCAGCUUUCCUUCAGUAAAAGUUCAGAGGAAGGAAGAACUGGAAGUACUAAAGGGGUUACUCAGCACACAGACAUUUCUGAAAAAGGAAGCAGGGCACCAACUGAGUCCCCCGUGUCACUCCUAAGCCAAAAAAACUUGUUUUGGUUUCCAUCAGAAAGUUUCAGUGAGCCUGAAUCAGAGAAAGAGACAGAUGAUUCCACUAAAGCACAGUUUUCUGAAGGUGAUAACCACAUUGGAGGGAAGACAGCCUAUGGUGUACCCGGUGCCCAAAUAUUUUAUGACAGUGAGGAUUUCCCCAUUGGACCCAUUCUCACAACUAAUGAUACAAAGAUAACGAUGGAUGCAGUUGCCAUCACUGAUGAGUCGUGGUUAGAUGGAUAUCCAGUAACACAAGAGGUGGUAGAGGAUGAUGAAGAGGGUGAUAAAGUUGAUGGUUCGAUGGGAACAGAAGAUGACAUCAUCCUCACAACUGAUCAACCAAAUCACGUGGAAGAAAGAAAAUCAGGAAAUGGCAGCCCAGCUCUGGAAGAGAGCCUAACGCAGAUUGUGGCAGCAACAGGGGUGGACGAUGAAGGGGCUAAAGAGACACCAGCACCACUUACAUCAGUGAGUGGUCUGGAGAACUUUAGUGUGAGCAGGGGUUAUGAUGAUGCCGUGUGGGAACAUCCAGCUACAUCUCUGGAAACUCUGACUCAGGAGCCCACUACAACGAUGCUGUUUGACAUAACCAGCUCAAAAACAUCCAUGUCAGAAACCUCUGUGACCGUCAGCCCCUACACUCCAUACACAGAACCAAGAGACACAACCACCUACACAGAACAAGUAGCAACCACUGCACCAGACAUCAUUACUGACACAGUGUCCCAGGAUUUAGCAGAGCAAGAAAGUCUCACUCAGGGCCUUGGAGAAAAGCCCAUCCCCACUUCUGAGCCAUGUGAAGGAGAGGAUUGUCCCAAGUCCAGUAAAGGUGCUAUCAUAGCAAUAAUAGUGAUUCUUCUCUGCUUGUUACUGGUUGCAGCUGUUCUGGCAGUGUGGUUUUUCAAAAAACGGCAGCAGAAAAAUUCUGUCUAUAAACUAAAUGGAAGGUGUCAGCCCAGACAUCACUGUUACCACCACUACCACCACCAGCACAUUGAAAUGCAGAAAGUCUAA
This is a messenger RNA of Pseudopodoces humilis (Tibetan ground-tit), 1857 nucleotides long. It is a transcript of the gene SUSD5, whose product is annotated as sushi domain containing 5. Lineage: Eukaryota; Metazoa; Chordata; Aves; Passeriformes; Paridae. Gene Ontology annotation, molecular function: hyaluronic acid binding. Gene Ontology annotation, biological process: Notch signaling pathway; cell adhesion. The record is from RefSeq and is a predicted model, not a curated record.